Alternaria rosae is the source of this 1605-nucleotide messenger RNA. RefSeq lists its product as uncharacterized. The transcript has a single exon. Gene Ontology annotation, biological process: regulation of cell cycle. NCBI's taxonomy places the organism in Eukaryota, Fungi, Ascomycota, Dothideomycetes, Pleosporales, Pleosporaceae. Gene Ontology annotation, cellular component: nucleus. The record is from RefSeq and is a predicted model, not a curated record. Bases 270 to 1361 code for a protein of 363 amino acids.
CCAAGAUCUCAUGAAAUUCUGGACAGAACCAGAUAUCAGUAUAUUGGAAUAGUGUCGCGGCAAGCUUGAGAUGGACACAGCCAUCUGCAUCUACGGAGCAUGUCCGCUAUGGUACGGGUAUGACGGAGCCAUGUACCUAGGUACCCCGCUAAGAGUCACUGCCCCACCAAAAUUUUGAUACUGUCCAAACUUUGGCUCGUGAACUGCGUACAUAUUCUCAGCUUUCCAGAAUAUAACACUCCUUAAUUCUUCCCAAUAAGAAGGGCACAAUGUCGAAACCAAAAGACCUGCGCAGUCUCGUCGACCUCACCAAAACCACACAAGCGCUCCUCAUACACUACCAGUCUUCCCUCGCGCCUACCAGAGAUGCCGUUCCAACGUCUGAAACAGAGAUAGCAGAUCCUCUCGACAUUAUCAAAGGCUCAACUAAGCUCCUCAAAUCGCAUACGACCACACUGUCCCUCCUCCUCAUCAACCCACCCCUCACACCCUCCGCGAUAAUAGCGAAAAUCGGCGAUGUGAGCUCAGGUCCACUGAACAGCAUGGUGGCUGCGGCCUCAUACACACCAAGAGAAGGACAGAGAGGCGAUAUUGGAGACAUCAUGCGCACAGAAGUCAAGGCGCAGGUACGGAGAUUGCUGGGGACAUGGGGAGAAGUUCUCGCCAUGAUCUUGAAUAUGGCGGAGAAAAGACAGAGCGCAAAGGGAAAAGAUACUGGCCCUUCUGAGAACGAGAAGCAAGAAGUCUUGUCCUCCACCGGCGUGCUCUGGGACGCAUGCGACGCGCUGCUGAAGCUAUGCGACGAUGGCGUCGUCGGACUCGUAGUCAAGAAGGCUCAAGAGUACCGCGCAGUCCUACUAGAUGCAAUCGAGGAGCUGAAAGAAUGGGGCGAAGACGUGGAAGACGACGACGAAGCAGAAGGCAGCGACGACGAAGACGAGAUUUUCGGCGCAUCGAAUAAGAUUGGCAAGGACAACAAGGAGCUGAAGGAACUACUGGAUACUAGUGUCAAGAAGCUGAAGAUGAUUGGUAUGCUCUACCAAGCACUCAUCAAGAGGAGGUUGAAGACGUAUCCUGCAUCAUCCACGCUCGAACCGACCGCCGCAACGAACGGCACGGCAUUGCCACCCUGCAAGAAGCUAGACGCGCUCGUGAAUACCCUUAAGACGAUACCUGAGACGGUCGAUGACAUUGCAGGCGCAUUCUACGACCUGGAUGAAGACGAAGCGAAACAGACUCUGGACAAAUGCUGUGGUGAGGCAAACAGCGCAAUCGAGCUGGUCAGGCAGAGUUGGGCUGGAGAAGAAGACGAGUUCACAGCAUGGUCUGGCAAAUGGGUGAGCGCACUCGAAGCUGCGUGAACAAGGGAACAAAGCCCGAGACCUUUUCAACAUCACCAACCACUCGCGCAUGACGUCAAAAACUCAGCAGUUGAAAUGAACAGUACGGCAUCAAUUGCGACAUAACGAUAUACAAGUGAUUGUCGCAUUACAAAUUCCUAAUCAACCAACGCGCCCUUCGUAUCACCCCUCCAGAUAUUCGACAUCUACAAUCCGAAGACGGCAGCCAUACCCAUGGCAACAACACCGUAGCUAGCAAGCUUGC